AAGACCAGAAAGAAGAGUUUCUCACCAUUUCCUUUAGAUGCUUAAAACAUAUCGACUUGGGAGGAGGAAAAGAGAGAGAAAGAAAGGAAGAAAGCAAAGAAACCCUGCACUUCCUUCCAAAACUUUGAGCAGCGGUGACGCAGCUGGCUUGAGAGCGACCGAAAUCAUUGAGGGAACCCAAGAGAGCCGUCUCGGAACUGGGAGGUUCUUCUUCCCUGGCUGCCUCCUCACCUUCUUACCCUGACCUACAGCACUCUCUGCCAUCUGCCUGCUGGACCUCUGAGGAACAGAAGUGAUUGGAGAAAGAGCCAGGUGGCUUAGAUUGAAAAAUGUCCAGCUUCAUUCAUGACCCAACCAUUUCAAAAUGAAACCUACAGAGUAAAAGGUGAUAGACAACCCCUGGAGUUUAGUUGGGGUCUGUGAAGUUGACGUGUUCAGACCAGCACUUUAUGAAGAUUCAUUUGCAGCUGAUUGGAAGAUGGCCUGGGAUGAGGAGACUUGAGAGGAGACCAACCAGCAGACUCUUGCAAUAGUCCAGAUGUGAAGUGAUGAGAGCCUGCCUAUAUGGUGGUAGCAAUAUCAGAGUAGAGAAGGGAGAAUAUAUAAGAGAUGUCACAAAGGUGCUAUCUGCUGGGAUUCCUGGAUCUUUCUCAUCUCCCAGAAAGACCAGAGAUAGAGGAAAGGGACUACAUAUUGAAAAGAGAGAGAGAGAAAGUGGAGCUGACCUCCUGAGAAGGUAGUGAGCGGGAAGAUUUCAUCUGCCCUGAUCUAGUCAACUCCCAUGGAGAACAUCAGCUCUUUCUUCAGCAACAUCUGGAGCCUCAUCUACAGCAAGCACGAGCAGGGUCUCUUCAACACUAUAUGCCUGGGGAUACUCCUGGGGCUGCCCUUAUUGGUUCUUUUUGCCCUUCUCUUCGUCUGUUGCCACUGCUGCUGGAGUAGGGCAGGCAAGACUAGUGGGCAUUCCGAAAGGAACAAGAAGAAGAAAAAGAAGAAGAAGGGUGAAGAGGAUCUAUGGAUCUCUGCCCAACCCAAGCUUAUUCAGCUGGAGAAGAGGCCAUCACUGCCUGUCUAGCAGGAGGAAGGAAGCAAAGGCAUCCUGCUCCCGGGACUUGGGAUCUUAGAUCCAGCUGCCAUUAUUCAAAGAAGAAGAAAUCUCUGACGUGGCUACCUUACGUCCCCACAGUGACUUCUAAAUGAAGAAACUCAAAAGCAGGCAAACAAAACAGCCUGUGACCCAUCGUGGCAAGCAGGCCUAUAUGCACACAUGCGAGGGGUGUUUUAGACAAUCUGGCUUAGCCACUAUGGAUGCUCAAUGAGCAACAUUUAAUGAUACCUAUUGCAAUAGGUACAUGCACAGGCUCAUACCUACAUUGAAAAAAAAAAAAAAAAGACAACUAGCCAUCCUUGGGUAUGUACAAGCAUAUCCAAGGAUACAAAUGCACUGAUAUGCACAAGCUUUGGUAAGGCUUGUGAAUGUACCAAAAAAAAAAAAAAAACCCAAGGGAAAAAAGGCAGCAUGCAUGCAUGCGCGUGCGUGCACGCGCGCGCACACACACACACACACACACACACACACAACCAGGUACAUAGGCAAGUGAGCAAUUACACACUUAUAUUCACCAGUUCACAUCUCUAUAGUCUCUUGUAAAGACAUGCCCAGCUCUGUGCAUGGGUACAAACAUUUUUAAAAUGUCAGGAAUGCUUUGCUGAUGACUAUCUCCAUUACUCAAACUUCUAGAUAUAGGUCAGGUUGUAACCAGCAUAGGGUGAAUCAAUUGUGGGGUGGGGAGGAUUUUUAGGUCUCUCCAUCCCUGUAGGAUCAGUUAACCUUUCACCUAGAAGUGCCCAUGACACUUCUCAUUGGACUGUCCAAGGCAUCUUAGGGUCCCAAGAUAUUACACAUUUAAAUAUUGAUUCACAUUCACAUGCCAUGUCCCAGUAUUCUUGACCCUCACACUAGGUUAACAGCUAAAAUUGUUAACAUGCUGUUAGAUCAGAUUGCAUUUCUGCUCUCCUCACCUGAGCUACAAGUGUUAUACUUCCAAACCCUAUUUAAUGUUUAGUUCUCGCCCUUGGGGCCACGUAACUGAGAGUCUUCCUCCUAGCAACAGCUAAGAGAGCUGCCUAAAAAAGCCAAGUGGUUGUUAAUGGCCAGGAAGCUGUGGAAAACUAAUGGUUAGGUUGAGUGUCAUGUGUGGUCUUGGUUGUUCAGGUGGAACAAUGGAAAAUAGACACAGACAUUGGGACUAUGUUAUACAAGAUGAAAAGAGCUAAGUAGCCAACACUGGAAUUUGCAUGUUGAAUCCAAUGGCCAUAGGGUUGGUGGGAGCCAGCUAGAUGGGCACAUUUACAUUUGGAAGUAGGAAGCAAAGACAUAAAAGAAUGGAAAUGAUGGUACUGAAAGAAAUCAAUGAAAGUCAGUGGACAGAUGAGCCUCAGAUCCAUUUUCUAAAGGUCCACACUGGCAGGGGGACAGUAAUUCUGCUACAAUGCUGCAAAAACUCAGAAUGAAGCCCAGCAGGCUUUUCUUCCUGUUUAUCGCAACAAGGCCAGCCUGAGGUCUUGCUGAUAGCCGAUACUUGGUAAAUUGCCAAUUAUGACAGUGCUGAGGAUCAUUGCAAGGGUGAAAUUUUAACAUCCAACCAAAUCAAAACAAAGCCCCUACCCACCUAAGUGAGUACACCAAUUUCUCUCAUGGAAGAAGAGUCGUAUAUUGAAUUUGGAUAGUAAGGUACGAGAAAGAAAUGAGUGAAUGGUGAAGAUAUUUGCAAAAAUGAUUAUCUAUAAGCAUAUGUCCAUAGUAAGCAUAUAUUCAAGAUAUAUGAACAUGUAUAUGUAUAUCUUGAUAUAUACAUAUGCCUUGAUAUACAUCUAUAGAUACAUUGAUAUUGUUAUAGGUAUAGAUAUAUGUCAAGAUAUAUUCCCAGCCCAUCCAAGGCCAAAGAACUUUGUGAGAUAGGCUAUUGUCCUUAUGGAAAAUGUGAAGAACAGGCAAUCCUAGUUAAUAAAGGAGUGUGAAUUCUAAGUCAGUUUUUUUUUAAUAGAAAUCCAUUUCCCCAUGGAAUCAAUGUUAUAAAUGGUAAUUCAGUGCUUAGAGCACUUAAAGGCAUAUUUAACCCUCCAUGUCAUAAUAAUAUAGAGGCAGCUGGCCACAGGGGGGGAUAGUUUUCCUAAGUUUGUAGUCAGGAAUAUGUAGUUUCAAAUCCUGCUUUUGAUGCUGGUUGGUUGACUCUGAAUAAGUCAUUAAACUUCUGGGUUCUUCAAGUGACUGACUCCCUAGGGCUUACCUACUCAGUCAUAAAAAAAUUGGUGAGUGGGAGCUUCAGAGAAUGUGUUACAGAAUUUGGAAGUUUCUACAGUGCUUUAAGAUUUACAAAGCACCAUGCUUAACCACCACCACGGACGAUCUAGUGGUAUCCCUUUUGUAGAUGAGGAAACUGAUGCUCCCAAGAAUGCAUAAGUAACUGCCCAAGGUCCUACAGCUAGUUAGCUUAGAAUCCAGUUUCAAACUCAAGUCUGCAACUGAUUCCAAGUCUGUGAUAACACACUCACCGCUUCCAAUGAGGUUGGGCUCUAGUUCAGCCAUAGUUCUCUACAUUACAACCUACUCACCAUUCAGUUAUUUCUAUGAGAAAAAUCUAUUCCAAACUCCAACCAGGAAAACCAAAAACAGCCAUGGCAGAGAGCAUGGGAACUCCACCCCACCACUGUCCCACCCAGACUGUGUUUUCUGAUGCAUGAAAAGGAGCAUAGAAUGGGUCUGAAGAGUUCUACAGGAGAGGAGGGAGAAUUGAAGGAAGUUUUUCUACUCUCUGGAAUAGAGCUGUGUAGUUUCCCACCCCAGACUGGGGAGAGUGAGGAAGGCAGAGAAGUCAGUCCAGUGAGAGUGGGUGAUAGGAAACAAAAGAAAGAAAUCGACUGUCUGCCUUUGGGAGAAGCCAACAAAGCUAGGGGGACAGUCAUCGGCCAGUGAAAGCUAUUUGUGAGUCUGUAAGUCAUAUGUUCAUAGGUCUAUCACUGUAUCAUUCAUUUACUCUCUGCAAAGUAGCCCAAACUUGGAAAGCAUCCUAAUAUUUUUCUGCUACCCUGAGCCCCCCACUCCUUAAAGAAUUGCCCCUAACCUAGAGACUUGUUUGGCAUAGUUACCUGCCAUAUUAAAGAUAUUUGACAAGUAGUUGAACUGAUAAAGGCAACAUCUGAGAUGCCCUGCCCUCUCCCCCCAUCUAGCUCCACCCACAAGAUUGGAUGACCAGAAGGGGAAGCAUAGAACAUAAUCACGAGUGACAGGCAUAACAGGGGUGGGGUAGGAGAGGGGGAGACAUCACCCCGGACAUCGGACCUCACAAGUAGCCCAGUCGCCAUGGUAACUGAUUGUUCUGUCUAGUUGAAGGCAGCAGCCAGCCAGAGCUGCUGUUGCAGGAACAGAUCUCCCUGUCUGCUCAGUAGGUUUGUUGAAUCACCUUUGCUCUUGCUCUUCAUCCAAGCAAUAAGCAAAAGGUCUCCUCUCCUCAUAGGUGUCUAUAGUCCAGGACACAUGGGCAGAAAUUUUCCAGAAGAAACUAAUUCCCCUUGGGGUUGUCAACCGUGACACCGGAGGCUGAAUUUUCCUGCCCACUUUGCCACUCCCUGUUAAUUUUUCAUUCUUUUUUCCAUCUCUCACCUUUAUACUUCUUCCAUCACCACUUUUCAGGGUCUAAUUCUUCCUCUCUUUCUCCAGACUCUUCUUCCCAACCUGCCACUGGUACCCGCUAUGUAAAUGCUUACUCUCUCACUGCCCUUGUGUGGCUACCAUCCUGACCUCUCCUAGGAGGAUGAAGCUAAAAUAAGGCAGUAAGGUGCAUGGGGCCUGGACUGACAGCUGGUAGAGCCUCUUCCCCGACUUGAGGGAUGCUGUACCUAAAUCAGCAUAGCCCUGGGGAAGCUGGGGCAGGGGCUUUCCCUUCUGGUUUAGGGCCAAGUCCAAGACAGACAAUUCAGCGAAAUUCAGCAGGACAGGGUCAAAGGUCACCUCUCCCCAGUGCUCAAUAGGUUCAUUUUGUUGGCUUAUUUUUAUCUUUUGAAAAGAAGUGUAAAUGGACUAAUAUACCUACAUGUCAGUAUUUUAUUUUCUGUACAGUUCAAACAGACAAUAUUUAAAUUAAAAAAAAUGAAGUUUUUCUAUCUCAUUGCCAAUCUCUCUGCAACUUUUUCAGCAUUAAGAUUAUCCUUCGUAGCUUGUUGGACAGAAACCAUUCUUGGUGAUUGGGGUGAGAAAAGGGUCCUUACCCCAAUCCAUUCAUAAGCAUUGUUCUAGAUCCUUAGAGAAUUUUCCCUUAGUCAAAUAAUGGGAAGAAAAAUUUCAGAAGGAAGAAGAGUGACACCAUCACCCACUGGUGAAAGCGACGUGUCUAGGCACAAAAAUGGCAUUUUCAGAAGGACUGACUUCAGACAGAAUACACUCAUGGUCCCUUGCCGCAUUCAGAGUGCCUUUUCUGCAGUGAGGUCAAUUGAUUCCCUCUUGAUGGGGAGAGGGGCCAGAGAUAGAACAUUGAGACAGCUCUGGGGUAGGGGAGAUGAGGGAAGAAAUUCAAUCAAGGGCUAUUUUUUUUUUAUUGAUUUGAUCCUGGCAAGGAUUUACAUUUGGCAGAGAGAUAAUGAUGGCCUCUGAUUUUUGUUCUAAUGAAGAUAUGUAAAAAUGAUUUUUGUUUGGCUUUGUCUUACACACAAUCAGAGAGAGAAAGAGACAGAGACAGAGAGACACAGAAAGAGGCACUCCUUCAAGAGAGUGUGGCAUUGACCUUACCCUCUGCUCUUAACCUCCCUGGGGCAGACAGCUGCUGCCUUCACCUAGGGGAGCUAGGUACUACACUGAUUUAGACGUCCAAACCUAUAGUCGGGAAGAGCUGAAUUCACAUACAGCCUCAGAUAUUUAUUAGCUAUGUGCCUAUGGGCAAGUCAUUUAAACUCUGUUUGCCUCAGUUUCCUUAUCUGUAAAACAGGGAUAAUAAUGGUAUCUUCCUCCUAUUUUGUACUUAUCUCCCAGGGUUGUAUAAAAUGAAGUAAUUUUUAUAAAGUACUUUGAAAACAUUAAAGUAGUAUAUAAGGGCAGUUGAUGUUGUUGAUGGUGGUAGUGGUGGUGGUGGUGGCGGCAGUGGCAGCGCCUCCUCAUUUCUCACCUGGCUGCUCUACUUUUGGACUUCUCUUACUUCUCCAUAAUGCCUCCAGAAAGUUUAUUAUUGGGAUAACCUCAUCCCAAAAGAGCUCAUCAUUAUAUUUUUUCCUCUUCCCCCACCCCACCCUUUUCAGCUUUCUUUUGUGUUUUGUCUUUACUCGUUAAAUUAUAAGCUCCUUGAGGGCAGAAACUUUCUUUUUUUCAUAUUUGUAUCCCCA
Messenger RNA from Dromiciops gliroides (monito del monte), 6372 nucleotides. RefSeq names its product KIAA0040 ortholog. The transcript has 4 exons. Lineage: Eukaryota; Metazoa; Chordata; Mammalia; Microbiotheria; Microbiotheriidae. The coding region runs from base 782 to 1075 and encodes 97 amino acids. The record is from RefSeq and is a predicted model, not a curated record.